Talaromyces stipitatus ATCC 10500 is the source of this 372-nucleotide messenger RNA. RefSeq lists its product as uncharacterized. NCBI's taxonomy places the organism in Eukaryota, Fungi, Ascomycota, Eurotiomycetes, Eurotiales, Trichocomaceae. The transcript has 2 exons. The record is from RefSeq and is a predicted model, not a curated record. The coding region runs from base 1 to 372 and encodes 123 amino acids.
AUGUCUCUCUAUCCGUAUAAGACACUGUUUCGUCGACGGGCCCCUCAGUUGAAUCACUGGUACGUUCGCAUAUAUAAAGAUGGCGCGAAACGACACUGUCGCGAGAAGGUCGAUGAGUCAUCGUCUGAAGCAGAUGAUGUUGUCUUCAGUGAUGUCAACGGUGCUCAAGAGACUGAUCUCACAAGCGACGAUAAUGACGAUAACGACAACGACAACGACAACAACGACAACAAUGUAAACCACGCUCAAGAUCAUAGUGACCUUGCAGACUUCCUCGCCAACAACGAACAUCCUCCGGAGUACUACAUCGAUCAACUCAAAAACUUCGACGAAACAAUCUAUAAUCAGGAGGACUACAGUUCUGAAACUUAA